UUUCCCAGGAAACUGAGAGAAAAUCAGGGUGACAGAGAGAGUGGGGGAGAGAGCCAGAGAGGAGGAGAAUGGGGAGGAGUCCUUGUUGUUCAAAGGAGGGCUUGAACAGAGGGGCUUGGACUGUGGUUGAGGACAAGAUUCUAACAGAGUACAUCAAAGUCCAUGGAGAAGGCAGAUGGAGAAACCUCCCCAAGAAAGCAGGCUUGAAGCGAUGUGGGAAAAGUUGCAGGCUGCGUUGGUUGAACUAUCUCAGACCAGACAUCAAGAGAGGCAACAUAUCACAUGAUGAAGAAGAUCUCAUUGUCAGGCUUCACAAGCUCUUGGGGAACAGAUGGUCUCUGAUAGCCGGAAGACUUCCAGGGCGAACAGACAAUGAAAUCAAGAAUUACUGGAACACCAACUUAGUAAAGAAGAUGCAAAGCAGACAAACCCCCGGGUCAAGCCAGUCUGCCGACAGGAACAAGAACAAGGCUGUGGUGGAGGAGCCAAGCAGGUCAAAAACGGAGACUAAUGUGAUCAGAACCAAAGCCACGCGGUGCUCCAGAGUAUUCAUAGCUCCACUGGCAGACAGAAGUGCUAAUGAAAAUAGUAUCCCUAGGCCUAGGCCUGCAGAGCCUGCAGGUCCAUCCAUGACACCAGACCUUUCCAUGUGUCACUUGGUGGAAACUGGAGCAUCAUCACUUGUUGAUACAGGAGAUUUUUCUGUGGAUUUCAUGGCGGAUAUGAACAUGGGGGAGCUGUGCUUAUCAGAUCUUCUAAACUCCAACUUCUCAGACUUGUGUGAGGUCCAUUGUGAGAAUGGUAAUGAACUGUCUGCUUCUUCUGAUGGGGUGGCGCCAUUAACGUUCUCCAAGGAAAUGCUGGAGGAUUGGAGCAGUCUGAGCUGUUACCCCCUACAGCCAAAUGUGGGUUCAAACCUCAACUCCUUCACCUCUUUUCUUGACUCUGGAGGUGACUGGCUUGGAGGAGAAUAAUGGACUCUGUGUUAUCUCUUAACCACAUAAAGUGCUUUUGCCGUUUUUCACUGUAGAAAUCUAUGUUCCUUUCACUCCUUUUCUUAUUUGAAAUAAUCAAUCUUCUUGGAGAAUCUUUAAUAACAAAAAAGCGACUUUUCCUUCCCACUA
Molecule: messenger RNA, 1124 nt
Organism: Vitis riparia (riverbank grape)
Lineage: Eukaryota; Viridiplantae; Streptophyta; Magnoliopsida; Vitales; Vitaceae
Product: transcription factor MYB1-like
Exons: 3
Coding region: 69-974 (301 amino acids)
Source: RefSeq, a predicted model, not a curated record